AUGAAGCUGCUGCAGGGAUCCGUCCUAGGCGCGGUGUCGCCGCACGACGACCAUGUAGUGGUCUGCCACAGAUCACCUGGGCUGUUGCAGAAUGACUUGGCCAGCCUGGCCGCCAUGGGCCCGAGCACCUGGGUGUCCUCCAAGGCCGCGACCUACGCCAGCUUCCUGCAGGCCUCCCCCAGCACGAUGCAGGGCAGGCGGGCGCGCACCGGCUUCAUCGACUGCUACGACGCCUUCGACUCCAAGCCGACGAUCGUCAAGAAGUGCUCCGAGAUGGACGACAAGAACUGUGACGACAUAAAGGAUGGUGAAGAGAGGAAGGACUGCUGCCAGAUGUCGAUGAAGAUACAACAGACGGACGCGACGAAGAAUGCGCACAAGGGCAUACGCUGCAAGUGGCAGAAGGCAACCAACGGCACGUUCGGCUUCGGCAAGAAGGAGGCCGGGUGCGUGCUGGGCAACAGCUGCGCUCUUCCGGGCUGCAAGGAGUGCUUCGAUAAGAUUGAGUGGAAAACCAGCUGA
This is a messenger RNA of Prorocentrum cordatum, 522 nucleotides long. The record is from the annotation of a GenBank genome assembly. Lineage: Eukaryota; Dinophyceae; Prorocentrales; Prorocentraceae.